UCUUCCGUCUGCAAUCCAUUCUCCUCUCCGCCGGUGGUUUUGGGUAGCAAAAUUCUUUGUUUUUGCAGUUGGGCUACUUGGAUCAGUGCCUAACUUCCACAAAAGACGGCGUUGUUCUCCACCUCAAGCCUUAACAAUAUAAAGACAGUUGCUUUGAUAAACCGCAUUGUUUUGCAAUGGAGGGGGUGCCAUAUGCUUACACUACAAGCUUCAAAACACAAUUAUUUUUGUCGUCUGCACUGUCAUCAUCGUCUAUUAUAACCAUCCACCAAAAGCGUCACAAAACUAUUUUAAAAUCCAUAUCUCGUAGAAAUCUUGUUAUCUGUGCUUCAUCUGGUUCUAGUUCUGUUGUGAAGUUGCUUGAUUAUGGAGCUGGAAAUGUUCGGAGCUUAAGGAAUGCUAUUCACCAUCUUGGCUUUGAGAUAGAGGAUGUGCAAACUCCAAAAGACAUUUUGGAUGCUGAACGCCUUAUCUUUCCUGGUGUUGGGGCAUUUGCUUCAGCCAUGGAUGUAUUGGUCAAGACCGGGAUGGCUGACGCACUUUGUUCCUAUAUCAAGAAUGAUCGCCCAUUUCUAGGCAUUUGUCUUGGCCUUCAACUACUUUUUGAGUCUAGUGAAGAGAAUGGACCAGUGAAUGGUCUAGGCUUGAUACCUGGUGUGGUUGGGCGGUUUAACUCUUCAAAUGGUUUUAGAGUACCCCAUAUUGGCUGGAAUGCUUUGCAAAUUACAAAAGACUCUGAAAUUUUGGAUGACAUUGGAGAUCACCAUGUCUACUUUGUUCACUCUUACCGUGCCAUGCCAUCAGAUGAUAACAAGGAAUGGAUUUCAUCUACAUGCAAUUAUGGUGAUGAUUUUAUAGCGUCUAUCAGAAGGGGAAAUGUGCAUGCAGUUCAGUUCCAUCCAGAGAAGAGUGGAGAUGUUGGUCUUUCUGUAUUGAGAAGGUUUCUAGAUCCAAAGUCACAGGGGACAAAGAAUCUUACUCAGGGGAAGGCUUCAAAACUUGCUAAGAGGGUGAUUGCUUGUCUUGAUGUUAGGACGAAUGAUAAGGGGGAUCUUGUUGUCACCAAAGGGGACCAGUAUGAUGUACGAGAGCACACAAAAGAGAAUGAGGUGAGAAACCUUGGCAAACCUGUGGAGCUUGCUGGACAGUAUUACAAAGAUGGGGCUGAUGAGGUCAGUUUUUUGAACAUUACUGGCUUCCGUGACUUCCCAUUAGGCGAUUUACCAAUGUUGCAGGUAUUAAGACGCACUUCAGAGAAUGUUUUUGUCCCACUAACGGUCGGAGGUGGUAUACGAGAUUUUACAGAUGCAAAUGGCAGGCACUAUUCUAGUUUGGAGGUUGCUUCAGAGUACUUUAGGUCUGGGGCUGAUAAAAUUUCCAUUGGGAGUGAUGCAGUUCAUGCAGCAGAAGAAUAUAUGAAAACCAAAGUAAAGACAGGAAAGAGCAGCUUAGAACAAAUUUCUAAAGUCUAUGGAAAUCAGGCAGUAGUUGUAAGCAUUGAUCCUCGUAGAGUGUACCUUAAAAGUCCUAAUGAUGUGCAGUUCAAGACCAUAAGGGUCACAAAACCAGGUCCAAGUGGAGAAGAAUAUGCUUGGUAUCAGUGUACGAAGUCUUUAUCUUAUGCACAUCCUGAAUGGCUUUCUGUUCCUAAGGUUAAUGGUGGGCGUGAAGGUCGACCAAUUGGGGCUUAUGAGCUUGCAAAAGUAGUUGAAGAACUGGGAGCUGGAGAAAUACUAUUGAACUGCAUUGAUUGUGAUGGUCAAGGAAAAGGAUUUGAUAUAGAUUUAAUAAAGCUGAUAUCAGAUGCUGUCAGCAUCCCUGUAAUUGCAAGUAGUGGUGCCGGUGCUGUUGAACACUUCUCGGAGGUAUUCAUGAAAACAAAUGCAUCAGCAGCUCUUGCUGCUGGCAUUUUCCAUCGGAAGGAGGUGCCCAUUCAGUCUGUAAAAGAACACUUGUCGAAGGAAGGCAUUGAAGUAAGGAUAUAGCCAUAUCUGUUCUUGUGUCAAUGAGGCUCCUGAAUUUGUUCCUAAAAUCAAGAGUGGGUAGAAAUGCGAAAACCUUAUAUCUGUUUUUGUAUGUUUUCUUUCAUUUUUGCAGUUUCGGGAUUGCUUUCGAAAUGAUCUGUUCGUAUGUAAUCAUUAUAUUUGAAAUUUUGAAUGUUUUGUUAUGUACUUUAUUUGUUCUGUUUUGACACCUCAUGCUCCUUUCCCAGCUUCCUAAAUGGCAGACUCGUGAUGCUAGAAAGCUUCUUGCUGAUAGUUUUUGCUUUGUUAUAAGAGUAGCAUUUUUCUUUAAAGUAAGAUUCAGAUAUAAAAAUUUUAUUAGC
This is a messenger RNA of Theobroma cacao (cacao), 2326 nucleotides long. RefSeq names its product HIS HF (gene AT-HF). Gene Ontology annotation, molecular function: imidazoleglycerol-phosphate synthase activity; glutaminase activity. The record is from RefSeq and is a predicted model, not a curated record. Gene Ontology annotation, biological process: L-histidine biosynthetic process. NCBI's taxonomy places the organism in Eukaryota, Viridiplantae, Streptophyta, Magnoliopsida, Malvales, Malvaceae.